UCGAGUGCAGCGAGUGGUGUGCGGCGGCCCUGGGGCGGUGGGGCCAUGGGCACGCGUGAGCCGCACGUGCUGGUGGACACCACGCCCGCCAAGACCAUCCUGGUGUACCGCAACGGGGACGCGUUCUUCGCGGGCCGGAGGUUCGUGCUGCCGCGGCGCCGCGUGGCCACCUUCGAGGCGCUGCUGGACCAGCUGACCGAGCAGGUGGAGGCGCCGUUCGGCGUGCGGCGCCUGUUCACGCCGACGCGCGGGCACCCGGUGCUCGAGCUGCAGGCGCUGCAGGCGGGCGGCAAGUACGUGGCGGCCGGCCGCGAGCCCUUCAAGAAGCUCGAUUAUAUUCAUAUAGCUCCCAGAAAACCCGCAAAGAUGAGAAGGUUGAAGGAAAUCAAACCAGUGGUACAUUAUGAUAUGAAUGUGCCUUCCAGGUGGCAAACAUUUCACCGUACCUCCCGGCACGUUAAUGUUUUCACAAAUGGAAGACUAUUUAUCCCACCUGUAAAAAUUAUCAUACCCAAAUUCAGUCUGACGGAAUGGAAUAGUGUGCUGGCCAUGAUUGGGGAGAAAGUCUUCCCUCUAGGAGGCGUGCGAAAAUUAUUUACCAUGAAUGGGCAUCUCUUGGACAACUCAAAGGAUCUGCAAGACAACCACUUCUACGUUGCCGCCGGACUGGAGACCUUCAAAUAUUUCCCUUACUGGAAAUCCUCCAAGGUGCCCAGUGAGGUCCAACAAAAGUAUGCAGACAUCGAGAAAUACUCACGAAGAAAGAAAAAAGAGGAUUCCAAAGGAAAAGAACCUCAUAAAUACGACAACAUUCCCCAGAAGGAACAGGAUUCUGUUUUUUAUGCCAAAGAGGGAAAGAAGAAAACACUAGAAGAACCUUUAAUGCAAAGCAGCGCAGAAGGUGACGUGUAUAAAGCCCAGACUCCUCCCACAGAAGCCCAGGGAGCCUCGGAAGUCAAAGAGGACAAGGAAGUGCAGGUGGAGGUGCCUGUGGACCAGACACCAGCGGAGAUAGUUAAGGAAGACGAAGAGAUACAUAAUAGCCCCCCUGAUUUUGAAGGCAACAAGGAAGACAAUUCACGAAUGUCUUUUAAGAAAAGUGUUCCCUUAAGACACAACACGAAGAAAAAAGCAGCCUCGCUAGGUGACACUCCUCAUUUUCCGGAGGGGAACAGAAUGACAACCUGCCUUGUCCUCGGUGACACAGCAUCUCUCAAGAACCUCAGCAAGAAUAAAAAAGUGGUUCCAUUUCCUGAAAAAGGACGAUAUGACAUUCUAGAGGGAAAAAACACACCUAUACUACUAGAAACCCCAGUAAAAAUAGAAGACCAAAAAGAACCACCAAUGGGACAACAAUCACUAGAAUCAUCAUCGACACAAUCAGAAGAACAACCUGAGGAACAAGAAUUGCUCAAAGAGCCAUCUUGGGAACAACCAUCUCAAGAACAGAUACCUGAGAAGCAAGAAUCAUUUGAACAGCCAUCCUUCGGACAACCAUCCCAAGAACAGAUACCUGACAAGCAAGAAUCAUUUGAACAACCAUCAGUGGGACAAAAAGAGAUGACCCAGGGAGAAAAAACUAAACAACAAAUACCAUGAAAACAAAAUAUCAGCCAGGUUGUAAAGAACAACAGUCAGAAGCUAGAAAGGAUCAUAAAGCAAAUGAAAAUAAAAUUAGACAUUUUUUCACAUUAUACAGAAGAGGUAUGCUAGUACAAUAUUAAAAUUGUGCAUUUCAUAUUUUGGUGGCCAGAAUUAAAAAAGAAUGACUAAGACUAAAUUCAUCUGGAAUUCCUUCUUCUGUUCCCUGAAUGUAAAGCUGGAAGGGGAGGAAGUGAUUAGUGAGACCUAUGUAUAUUGCCACCUUUCUCAGACUUUCAUUUCUUACAGUAUCAGUCUAUAGCUGGUAUUCCAGAGUGACUCAUCUGCCCUGAAAAUGGCAUAUAUUUACAUAGUGAUCUAUGAUUAA
This is a messenger RNA of Zalophus californianus (California sea lion), 1969 nucleotides long. RefSeq names its product doublecortin domain containing 2C (gene DCDC2C). The transcript is spliced from 13 exons. The coding region runs from base 46 to 1599 and encodes 517 amino acids. Lineage: Eukaryota; Metazoa; Chordata; Mammalia; Carnivora; Otariidae. Gene Ontology annotation, biological process: intracellular signal transduction. Gene Ontology annotation, cellular component: microtubule; microtubule organizing center. The record is from RefSeq and is a predicted model, not a curated record.